AGCGCACCCGCUUUCGUGCCAGCCCCUUUUUUCCAAGCAGGGCAUGGGCCACGACUGUGGUGUGCUGUUGUUUCUCCUGGCAGCAUCGCAGACGCUGAACGCAGAGCAGCCAAAGGACACCUUCGGCCUGAACACCUUCUGCGCAGAUUGCCCGUCGUAUCGGCUGAUACGUUCCAAGAGUUACGACAGCGAGGAGUUGCUGCGCGAUUUUUUCGUCGAUCGCGAGGGCCUGUGUCCAGCACUUCGAGUUGAGGGUCCGUUUGCUGGCUUGCCCGCAGUAGCGGACGGCAGCGAUGCCAACAGAAGGGAGCCGUGCGUCGUUCGAUCAGUACCCUUCCUGUGCUCGGCAGAGGCGUCCAUCAGCAUCAGGCUCACAGGGGACGUCGGCGAUGAACGGGUCGUGCGGGACCUUUCGGUCGCAGGCGGGCUGCAGGCUGUGUCUGUUCGCUCCGUCGCAGACGGCAUGCUCGUGGCGUCGGUGGCCCCGUCUGGCGGCACGGAAGUGCUGACCUUUGGCCCCAGGGAGCUCGUGGGCGCCCUCGGAGUGCCCGUUGUCGUCGACCUGGUCGCCAGGCCUGGCGAGGGCCCGGGCCUCGCUCGGGUCAGCGGCGUCGUCAUCUCCCAGGGGUCCAGCUGGUCGCUGCUGCACCAGGGCGUCGGCUGCAGGGGCGCGGCGGCGCCCGAGGGGCUCCAGGGGCCGGCCGACGCGGCCCGCUGCCUCGAGCUGGCCCUGGCGGACCCGGGGUGCGCGGGGGCUGCCGUGCACAGCGACGGGGGCGCGGUCUGCGGCUGCCUGCCGCGGGGCGCAGAGUGCUGGGCCGCGCCCGGUGCGGCUGGCGGCAGCGUCUACGCGCC
Molecule: messenger RNA, 855 nt
Organism: Prorocentrum cordatum
Lineage: Eukaryota; Dinophyceae; Prorocentrales; Prorocentraceae
Source: the annotation of a GenBank genome assembly